This is a messenger RNA of Protobothrops mucrosquamatus (brown spotted pit viper), 1026 nucleotides long. RefSeq names its product kremen protein 2-like. Bases 1 to 1026 code for a protein of 341 amino acids. NCBI's taxonomy places the organism in Eukaryota, Metazoa, Chordata, Lepidosauria, Squamata, Viperidae. The record is from RefSeq and is a predicted model, not a curated record. The transcript has 6 exons.
AUGCAGGAGAAAACAUGGAGAAACCUGUCUCCUACCAUUUCUCUUCCCUCUGAUUACUCCCCAGAAUUAUCUGAAUGUUUUAUGGUGAAUGGAGCUGAUUAUCGGGGAUUGCAGAACAGAACUGUGCCUGGAUCCGCUGGGAAGCCUUGCCUCUACUGGAACCAGACACGAGAACAUGCCUACAACACGGCCAAGUAUCCCAAUGGCGAGUGGGGGCUGGGCAGUCACAAUUACUGCCGAAAUCCGGACGGUGAUGUACAGCCUUGGUGCUACAUCUCAGAGAACGAAGAAGGGAUCUACUGGAAGUAUUGUGACAUCCCAACCUGCCACAAAAGUAAACCAUUUCUUCUGGCCUUAAAGUGGACAACUAGCUCAACAGUUUACCAUGCAAAUACAAUCUUUAUGUUUUCUGGAGUAGAAGCUGGUUAUGCCUGUUUCUGUGGCCAUGAAGGGGAUAUCCAGCACAGCCAGCAAGUGAGUGCUGUGGAAUGUGAUCAAGUCUGCUUUGGCAAGUCCAGUGAACUGUGUGGAGGAGAUGGCCGGAUCGGCAUAUACAAUGUCUCCAUGGGGGCCUGUCAGGGGAACUUCAGUGAUCUGUCUGGAGUGAUCUACUCUCCGCAGUUCCCACAUGACUAUGAGGCCAACAGCAACUGCAGCUGGAUCCUUUACCCUGCAGGUUGUGAUUCUAUAGAGCUCAGCUUCCGGAUCUUUGAUGUGCGUGAUCCAAACGACCGCCUGGAGGUCCGGGAUGGACACAGCAAUCUCUUACUGGCCCAGUUUGAUGGGCGCCGAAGGCCGGGCGCACCUCUGCUGUUCCCCACGGACUGUCUUUCCCUCUUCUUCCAAUCAGACCAGUUCCUGCAAGCCCAAGGCUUUGCCAUCUUGUAUCAAGGACUGAAAGCUUCCUCGGUCAACAUGCGGACCCUUCCAGGUGAUGGAUCCCAUCUGGCCCCUACCUCUUCUGAUUGGCUGAACUCAACCUGGACCUACAGUGCCAAUGACUCUGCCAUUGGGGUAGGAGGGUGA